Molecule: messenger RNA, 2633 nt
Organism: Falco peregrinus (peregrine falcon)
Lineage: Eukaryota; Metazoa; Chordata; Aves; Falconiformes; Falconidae
Gene: MOGS
Product: mannosyl-oligosaccharide glucosidase
Biological process (GO): protein N-linked glycosylation; oligosaccharide metabolic process
Cellular component (GO): endoplasmic reticulum membrane
Molecular function (GO): Glc3Man9GlcNAc2 oligosaccharide glucosidase activity
Source: RefSeq, a predicted model, not a curated record
CCGUGAUGACGCAAGCGGCGCGGCCGGGCCAUGGCGGGCGAGCGGCGGCGGCGCGGCGGGGAAGGAGCUCGGGAACGGGCCCGGGACCGCGGGACCCGUCGGGAACAACAGCGGGGACCGGGCCGGGGCCGGACGGCGCUGGUGAUAGCGGCGGCGGCGGCGGCCGUGGCGCUGGGCGUGGCGGCGGUGGCGACCGAAUGGAACCGGUGGAGAGCGGCCGCCCGCCUCGUUACCCCCCACCCUGCGCCCCCCGCGCUCCCCCCCGAUUCUACCGGGCCUCUCGCCUCGCCCCACCGCUUCUGGGGGACUUACCGGCCUCACGUCUACUUCGGGAUGAAGACACGUAGCCCACGAGCUCUCGUUACCGGGCUGAUGUGGCUUCAGCAAGGCGAGGGGGGAGGCAGCUUACGCCACACCUGCGAGCAGAGUGACGGUCUGUCGCGAUAUGGCUGGUUGAUGCACGACGGGGUGAAUUUCGGGGUGCAGGAGAUUCGAGACAAAGGCUUGUUCUUAAAAACCGAAUUCGUUAAACGACUGGGAGGGGAGCACGGAGGGGAUUGGAGUUGGCGCAUCACUGCACGGAUGGAGGGUGUGGGCAGCCCAGUCCCGCUCCUCUCCCUCUUCUUCUACGUCGCCACAGACGGGCAGGGGACACUGAAGCCACACCUGGAGAACAGGACACGGCUGGCUGUUGUGACAGGGACAGCGGAGGAGCUGGGGAGCUUCACCCUCACCUUCCUCCGUCCCACUACUGAGAGCAGGGAGGACCCCAAAUACGCCAGCUACAACUACCUGGAGGCAGCAAGCCCAGGGCUGCACCGCCUGACUGAGGUAGUGCGGAGUAGCCUUAGCAACCGCUUCGUCUUCACCCCACCGGGGGGGGCCCGCCGCCGCUUCUUCGCCGUCGACACCUUUCAGGGGCUGCCAGGGGAACACCCACGUGAGGGACAGCUGCUGCUGCACCAGGUGACGCUGGAGCCGCCGGGCAUCGUGGAGGUGACCUUCGAGUCAGGCAGCGUGGUGGGCCGGCCCGGACGGCUGGCAGGGGGCGCGCUGUCGGCGGCACUCUCGCAGCAUGUGGCUGCCUUCGAGCAGCGCUUUGAGGAGACCUUCGGGCUGGGCCGUAAGGGCUUCCCCCUACCGCAGCAGCGCUUUGCCCAGGCUGCUCUCAGCGAUCUCCUGGGAGGGAUGGGCUACUUCCACGGGCGCUCGCUGGUGCAGUCCCCCCUGCAGGAGCGACCCAUUGCCGCCCCUGAGGCCGUUCUCUUCACUGCCGUCCCCUCCCGCUCUUUCUUCCCCCGCGGCUUCCUCUGGGAUGAGGGCUUCCACCAGCUGCUGCUGGCACGCUGGGACCCAGUGCUGAGCCGGGAGGUGAUUGCUCACUGGCUGGACCUGAUGAACGCCGAGGGAUGGAUACCCCGGGAGCAGAUUCUGGGGGAGGAGGCACGAGCCAAGGUGCCCCCCGAGUUCCUCCUGCAGCACAGCGAGACGGCCAACCCCCCGACAUUACUGCUGGCGCUGCAGCGGCUGCUGCCCGACGCCCCCCUGCCCUACCUGCGCCGCCUCUUCCCCCGCCUGCACGCCUGGUACAACUGGUACAACCAGACGCAGGCUGGGCCCCUGCCCCUCACCUUCCGCUGGCGUGGCCGUGACACCCAGCCCGAGCGCUUCCUCAACCCCAAGACACUGGCCUCGGGGCUGGAUGACUAUCCCCGUGCCUCCCACCCCUCGCCUGAGGAGCGGCAUCUGGACCUGCGCUGCUGGAUGGCGCUGGCCUCCCGCGUGCUGGCGGAGGUGGCUGAGCGGCUGGGGGAGCCGGCUGGGCCCUACCGGGUAAUGGAGCAGGCACUGAGUGACAACGGGCUGCUGGAGCAGCUGCACUGGGCCCGAGAACUGGGUGCCUUUGCCGAUUAUGGCAACCACAGCACAGCUGUGGGGCUGCGCUGGCAAUCCCCAGCCCCCCCGGCUCCAGGUCAACCCCCUGCAGCCCCACAGCUGGUGCGGGAGGUGCGGGAGGCCCCGCGGCUCCGCUUCGUGGGAGCCCUGGGCUAUGUUAGCCUCUUCCCACUGCUGCUGCAGCUGCUGCGCCCUGACUCACCACGGCUGCCCGCUGUGCUGGCUGCCAUGCGUAGUGAGCAGCAGCUCUGGACGCCCUUUGGGCUGCGCUCACUGGCCCGUGACAGCCCACUCUACAUGCAGCGCAACACCCAGCACGACCCCCCAUACUGGCGCGGCUCCAUUUGGGUCAACGUCAACUACCUGGCACUGCAGGCACUGCACAGCUAUGCCAACACUGAGGGGCCACAGCGGGAGCAGGCAGCAGAGCUGUACCGUGAGCUGCGCCACAACCUGGUGGCCAACCUGUACCGGCAGCACGCUGAGAGCGGCUUCCUCUGGGAGCACUACAGUGACAGCACCGGGCGCGGGCAGGGCUGCCACCCUUUUGCUGGCUGGUCCGCACUGGUUGUGCUGGCAAUGGCUGAAGACUACUAGGCCCAUCAGCAGCUGCCACAGCUGGCCAAGGUGCAGACAGCUGCUGGCCCUGCCUGUUUUUUCUCAGGUGCGGGUGGAGGCAUGUGGAGGGCCACUGUGCCAGACCCCACUGCCUCACCUCCAAUAAACCUCCGCCACCA